Molecule: messenger RNA, 1318 nt
Organism: Toxorhynchites rutilus septentrionalis
Lineage: Eukaryota; Metazoa; Arthropoda; Insecta; Diptera; Culicidae
Exons: 4
Coding region: 181-1128 (315 amino acids)
Cellular component (GO): cytoplasm
Molecular function (GO): phosphatase activity
Source: RefSeq, a predicted model, not a curated record
CGUGUAGCCUUACAGUUGAUGGAGAGCAUUGUACCGAGCAGGACAUACAUUAUUUUUUAAAUUCAGUUAAUCUUUUGAAACGAAACCAAAUAUAACACGUGCUCCUCCGGUGAUUAACAUACGAUCAUUGUGAAUAAUUUAUUGUGAUUUAUUGUAACUAGUUACUUGUCUUCGUGAAUCAUGAAGAAGGAGAAGAUUCGUCAUCUGUUAGAUCUUUCCAAAGCGGAGAAGCGCGCAUUUCUGGAUUCAUUUGAUAUGAUUUUAUCAGACUGCGAUGGCGUAGUGUGGAAUUUUACCGGACCAAUACCUGGGGUAAAUAAGGCAUUACAAUUGCUCAAACAAAAGGGCAAAAAAAUUGCUUUCAUAUCGAACAAUGGGAUGCGCACAAUGGAAGAGUACAAACAAAACUUCAGUAAACUAGGAAUCGAUGUUAGUGAGCGUGACAUCAUUCAUCCGGCGUUGACGACGGUUAAGUACCUCAAAUCGAUCAAAAUGCAGGAUGCCGUAUACUGUAUCGGCACUGAAAUUUUCAAGGAUUAUCUACGGAACGCCGGGUUCACGGUUCUUGAUGGGCCAACGGAACGUUUUCCUGAUGAAAGAGUGGCCAAUCCGGUGCGAGUCUACACCGACUUCUUUGAGGAAACCGACAGCCCGAAGGUCGGAGCUGUGGUGAUGGACAUUGAUGUAAAUAUCUCCCUUGCACAUCUGAUGAAAGCCAAGUGUUACCUGCAGCGAAAUCGAGACUGCUUACUCAUAGCUGGCGCCACAGAUAAAAUCGUCCCGUUGGAUUCAAGUAUGGACGUGAUAGGGCCGGGCUAUUUCAUUGACAUAUUGGAACGUGCCUCCCGACGGAAGGCGCUGGUGCUUGGGAAGCCUGGUCAAGCACUGGCCACCUUUGUGCUGGAGCAGUUUAAUGUUACCAGACCGAAACGAACGUUGUUUAUUGGAGAUAUGCUUCCGCAAGACAUGGGCUUCGGAACAAAGUGUGGCUUCCAGAAGAUUCUUAUGCUCAGCGGUGGCACGACGAAAAGCAUGAUGUUUUCUCAUGAAAGAUCAGAAGAACUGCCUAACUUUUACGCCAGCAGCUUCGCUGACUUCAUCCGGUUAUAUGAAGACAUUUCUCAAUAAGUAUUUGUAUAUAUAAGUAGUAUUUAUUUAGAUAAUGAUAUAUUUAUUAGCUUGAAAUGAUGCAUGAUCGUGAUUUAGUGUUAAUAAGUUUCAUAUGUCGCUGCCGACAAACAUACCAUAGUAAGGAAAAAAUUGACCAUAGUGUAAUGAAAUACGCACUAACGAAAAUAAAAACAUUGAGUGUGACUUA